AUGGCAAAAAGUGUCCGAGCCAGCGUUUCCAAGCGCAACAGAGCCAACCUGCGCAAGAAUGUGUUUGGCCCAAUCGUCGAUGCCAGAACCGAGAGAUUAGCAGCCAAACUACAAGAGAUUGCAUCACAGCCACGACCUGAGGCUCCUCAGAAAUCCAAGAUGGAUAUAGUUGAGGAUGAGGCUGACCAAAAAACCAAAUCCCAAACCGGCGAGGAAGAAAUGGAUAUCGACACAAUCAAGAGUUCCAAGAAGAAGCCCGCACGUGUGCAAAAGCGCAACCAGAAGCCCCGCAACUCAAUUGUUUUCCAGAAGCGCCCUUCCUCCACCAAGAAGGGGUCCAAGAAGAAGUGA
This is a messenger RNA of Penicillium bovifimosum, 351 nucleotides long. RefSeq names its product DUF2423 domain-containing protein. The coding region runs from base 1 to 351 and encodes 116 amino acids. Gene Ontology annotation, cellular component: preribosome, large subunit precursor. The record is from RefSeq and is a predicted model, not a curated record. The transcript is spliced from 3 exons. Lineage: Eukaryota; Fungi; Ascomycota; Eurotiomycetes; Eurotiales; Aspergillaceae.